AUGGGUUAAGUUUAACAAGCCAAAUAACAUUUUUUGAAAAAUUGAUUAAAGGUUGAUUCAAGAGAAAGUAGAAUGUAAUAAUUUUAAAAAUAAAGUUUAGUUUCGGUUGUGAAAUUGAAGUGCACACAAAUUAAAGUGGCAGUGGUGCAUAAAGUAUAUUAAAGUGAGAUGCAUUAUCAAAAAAAAUUGAAGAGAUUAGAAUAAUAUUAGUAAAUUAGUUUUAUGCCAGGUUUGAUUCGUUUAUUAGAUAUUCAAAAAGAUGAAGAAUCGACAUUAUGUAGUAAUUUAUUUAGAAUUGAUGUUAUCUCUGAAUUAAUUACCAUCAAAUUUGCCUUGGUAUUAGUUUUUAUUAUAAAUAAUUCAAACAUUAAUUGA
Messenger RNA from Paramecium sonneborni, 375 nucleotides. The record is from the annotation of a GenBank genome assembly. NCBI's taxonomy places the organism in Eukaryota, Ciliophora, Oligohymenophorea, Peniculida, Parameciidae.